CUUCAAAUAUGCGGUUAAGUACAGACAGAGUUGGAGAAUCAGUUUCCUCAUGACGACUUGUGGAGCUCUACUGGUGCUGCUGUGCUGUUGUUUGGUGCAGCUCAGAGGAGAGACAAUCAGUGACACAGACACAGCCUCCACCCAGCAAAGCUGCCAGCCGGACAUCCACACUGUGCUGAGAGAGAUGAGCGCUGUGGUGGUGGAGCAGAGAGUGGAGCUCAGAUACACUAAGACACAAGUGGAGGCCAUGGAGACCAGGCUGAGAGCCAGUGAGAAGACAGUGGAGGAGCAGAGAGUGGAGCUCAGACAGACUGAAGCCAGACUGAGAGCCAGAAUGAGAGACAGUGAGAAGAUAGUGGAGGAGCAGAGAGCCGUUAUUAAGGAGCUGAAGGAGAAACAGGAGGAGCAAGCAGCAGCUGUGAGAGCUGUAGGAGGCAGAGUGCACCUCACGGGGAGCCAGGUGGAGGAGCUGAGGAGAGAGAGAGAGAAGAGGAGGGUGGCCUUCUCCGCCUCACUAGUGGCUUCAGGAGAUGAAACCUUUGGACCCUUUAAAGAUGCAACCCCCUUGGUCUUCAAAAAUCCAUUCAUCAACAUUGGAAGUGCUUACAACCCAAACACAGGAGUGUUCACAGCCCCAGUCAGAGGGGUCUACCACUUUGUCUUUUUCAUCUUUGGGAAUGGUCACGCAAGUACCGCUACCGGGGUGUCCCUCUAUAAAAAUGCCCAACACGCAGUCACCGCCUACUCUAAACAGGCCAGUAUGUAUGUGAAGCCCUCCAAUGGGGCUUCUCUGCUGCUGGAGGUGGGGGACGUGGUCUACCUGAAGCUGUGGCCCAACAGCUGGGUCAGAGACAACGGCAACUUCCACACCACCUUCUCUGGCCACCUGCUCUUUCCUAUGUGAUUAGAACAGACACAAGGCUUCAAACACUUCUUUUCUUUUCUCUGAUUGUCUAACACUCUGU
Alosa sapidissima (American shad) is the source of this 965-nucleotide messenger RNA. Its product is annotated as complement C1q-like protein 2. The transcript is spliced from 3 exons. The record is from RefSeq and is a predicted model, not a curated record. Gene Ontology annotation, molecular function: protein binding. The coding region runs from base 50 to 904 and encodes 284 amino acids. Lineage: Eukaryota; Metazoa; Chordata; Actinopteri; Clupeiformes; Clupeidae.